Messenger RNA from Sinocyclocheilus rhinocerous, 1896 nucleotides. Its product is annotated as NACHT, LRR and PYD domains-containing protein 14-like. Lineage: Eukaryota; Metazoa; Chordata; Actinopteri; Cypriniformes; Cyprinidae. The transcript has 9 exons. Gene Ontology annotation, molecular function: GTPase activator activity; small GTPase binding. Bases 1045 to 1800 code for a protein of 251 amino acids. Gene Ontology annotation, cellular component: perinuclear region of cytoplasm; cytosol; nucleus. Gene Ontology annotation, biological process: nucleocytoplasmic transport; activation of GTPase activity. The record is from RefSeq and is a predicted model, not a curated record.
UCAUCUUUUCCGUGAAGCCCAGUGUCAUCUGUCAAUCAUUCUCAGUGGAGGAGGGGAGACCCGCUUUACGAUCGGAGAGAGAGCCAAGAAGCUAUUUUGGAAAACAAAAUAUGACGCGUGAUGCUUACUUUGUCUGUAGUCUGGACGUUUGCGCAGGAAACGUUGGUAUCGAUCCCUCUUUCAGAAGCAACCUUUGCACAACUCCAGCGCUGAACUGACCCUCGUUUGUGAGGCAGUCCGGCGUAAAAUGAUUAGCACAGACAUAUAGGACUUUUCAAUAUAUUGCUUUUCCUGUCCAAAAAGACCAUAAACUUUGCAGGAAUGCAGAGCGGUUCAUUCCAUCUCUAUGUAAAGUGUUUGGACCCAGAAUGAAGGCAGAUCAGGUGACUCCUCUGCUCCAGGCUUUGGACUUCACCAUGACUCUGAAUGGAAAAUUACCCAGCAGCACCUGCAGAUCUGUGGGGAGAGUUCUGGAUCUUUCAGCCUCAAAACUAAACCUGACUCUAAAGCCACAAGCCAUUUCUCUCAGAGGACUCAAACUGAUCUUCAAACACAUCAAACACCUGCAGAGUUUGGAAGACAGAAUGUUAGUGAAGAUGGUCAGAGCAUCAUUUAAGGGUCCAUUUCCACUGACCACAGAUGAGCUUUCACUGAUCACAAAAGACUCAAAGCAAAAUCUUGUCACUUACUAAUGACAAAGUGCUCAUUCGUAUACACAGUCAUUCCUUAAAUGUUGAGCCCCAGCUUUAUUCUGUCCAUCAUUAUGGAGAUUUAUGAGACUCAUUUUCCUCAGUAUGUGUCCAGUCUGAUGAGUUCAAUAGGAAACGACAUCAACCUGAAUGGCCGAGUGUUGGACCCUGUUCACUGCGCUGCCCUGCACUUCACUCUACAGCACUGCAACACUGUCAAACUCAAUCUGCUCUGGACCUCCAUACCAGAGGAGGCGCAAGAGAGCUUUCUGCCUUUACUCAGCAGUCACACAACUCAGGUUUAUACUGAUAUAACAGCACUGAUAUCAUAAUAAACAUGACUGUUUAGUAAUGCAUGUGUGUGAUUUUGCUGAAGCUGCUUCAUUGCUGCAGUUCCUCUGAUCUCCAGCAGGAGGCAGCAGAUGCCCUUCUCUCGGCUCAUCACCACAGACUGGACUUCUCCUGCUGCUCUGCUCUGGAUUUAACAGACAAACAGGAAAACCAAGAACAUUUGAAACUAACCAAAAAAGACUGUAGAAUGAUCUCAUCUGUGCUUCAGAAAACUCAAACUAUUGUGAAGUUGAUCUUACAGGACUGUGAGCUCUCUGAUGAGGCCCUGAAACAACUUUGGCCAGUCCUGCCUCAAGUCCAGCUGAGCUGUAGUAAAGCUCUGCUGCUGCAGUUUCUGGCUUGUAUUAGUAAAGAUGGAGCAGAGAGAGGCUCUUUGAGGAGCGCUGAGGCUCUUUCACAGGCUUUGGGAGGAGAACUGGACCUCAGUCACACUCAGAUGGACCAGAGAGCUUGUGAAGAGCUGGCACUGUUUCUGGAAUAUUCUGAAGGACUGACAGAACUGGAUCUCAGUCACUGCAAACUCACUGAUCACUGCAUGGAGCCGCUGCUGCCACAUCUGCACAAAACCCAGACUCUGGACCUGAGUCACAAUAAUAUCACAGAUGAAUCAGCAAAGAGCAUCCACAGUGUCGUCUGCACUCACAGCAAUAUUCAGACUGUACGACUUUUCAGAAACAAAAUCAGUGAUAGAAAGCAGUUCAUCAGAGACCAGCGAUUUGAAAUAUGUGUAUUAUGCAAGAAUUAUUUCUUGGGAAUGUAAUACUAGUAUCUUCACUGGCUACCGUUCACCGCUCACAUCAAGUUCAAGACAUUAAAGUUUGCGUACAGUACAGCCACAAGCUGCUCACCCUCUUAC